Messenger RNA from Capra hircus (goat), 945 nucleotides. RefSeq names its product C-type lectin domain family 3 member B (gene CLEC3B). The transcript is spliced from 3 exons. The record is from RefSeq and is a predicted model, not a curated record. Gene Ontology annotation, biological process: bone mineralization; ossification. Lineage: Eukaryota; Metazoa; Chordata; Mammalia; Artiodactyla; Bovidae. The coding region runs from base 219 to 827 and encodes 202 amino acids.
CCCGAGCAGCAGCCAGGUUCUGUGGCUCCCAGGCCUUCCUCUUUUUGAAGGAUUUUUUUUUUUUUUUUUUUUUUGGCAUUCCUGCAGCCGACUUUGGGAGGGUUUUCUGGACAGAGGUCCUUGUGGCCGCUGCCUUAAGACACGCAGCUCGGGCCCCAGCGGCCAGUGCUCUCUGACCCAGGCCCACCGCAGGCAGCAGCAGCAGCAGCAGCAGCAGCAUGGAGCUCUGGGGGCCCUGCGUGCUCCUCUGCCUCUUCUCUCUCCUGACCCAGGUAGCCGCCGAGGCCCCCGCCACCAAGGUCAAGAAGGCUGCAAAUGCCAAGAAAGAUGCCGUGAGUCCGAAGAUGCUGGAGGAGCUCAAGACUCAGCUGGACAGCCUGGCCCAGGAGGUGGCCCUGCUGAAAGAGCAGCAGGCCUUGCAGACGGUCUGUCUGAAGGGUACCAAGGUGCACAUGAAGUGCUUCCUGGCCUUCGUCCAGGCGAAGACCUUCCACGAGGCGAGCGAGGACUGCAUCUCGCGCGGGGGCACCCUGGGCACCCCGCAGACGGGCUCCGAGAACGACGCCCUGUACGAGUACCUGCGCCAGAGCGUGGGCAGCGAGGCCGAGGUCUGGCUGGGCUUCAACGACAUGGCGUCCGAGGGCGCCUGGGUGGACAUGACCGGUGGCCACAUCGCCUACAAGAACUGGGAGACGGAGAUCACCGCGCAGCCCGACGGCGGCAAGGUCGAGAACUGCGCCACCCUGUCCGGCGCGGCCAACGGCAAGUGGUUCGACAAGCGCUGCCGGGACAAGCUGCCCUACGUCUGCCAGUUCGCCAUCGUCUAGCGGGCCGGGAGGGCCGGGCCGGGCGCGGGAUCCUGAGCCCCGGAGGAGGGGUGCGGGGACCUCCCCGCCCCCCGCGCGCUGGGCGCCUCCUUUCGCAAAUAAAGUGGGUGCACCGUGA